AUGGCUCCCCAAGCUCCUUUUGAAGUCUACUUCAACCAAGAGAGCAAUAUCGUCCUCCACAGCCGCCGCAAGUUAUCGUACCCCUCAGGCAUACCACUAAGCGCGACUUGCACGAACGUGGCGUUCGAGGUAGACCCUAUUGACCUACAAAGCGUCGACACUGCCGAGUGGGUGGACGUUCUUCAAAGUUCUGGCUCCCUCGAUGUCCUCGACAUCGACACGCUGACUGCACUCAACAUCAACCAUGUGAUAACUGACAACAAGUACUGGUUUGUUGACACUCAGCUGAAACGCUCUCAGCGCGCAACUGAGGAUGCCGCCCCUGAUAUCAAGGAGUUCUACCUAGGGACUGAGCACUUUAUCGAGGUCCGCACUCCCGAUGAACUUGAGCCUAAAGACUCCAACUUCCCUCCCAUCGCCUCAGUGUUCACUCUCGUUACAAGCUGA
Molecule: messenger RNA, 447 nt
Organism: Trichoderma gamsii
Lineage: Eukaryota; Fungi; Ascomycota; Sordariomycetes; Hypocreales; Hypocreaceae
Exons: 1
Coding region: 1-447 (148 amino acids)
Source: RefSeq, a predicted model, not a curated record